Messenger RNA from Botrytis sinoallii, 519 nucleotides. RefSeq lists its product as uncharacterized. Gene Ontology annotation, cellular component: nuclear pore central transport channel. The transcript has 2 exons. The record is from RefSeq and is a predicted model, not a curated record. Bases 1 to 519 code for a protein of 172 amino acids. NCBI's taxonomy places the organism in Eukaryota, Fungi, Ascomycota, Leotiomycetes, Helotiales, Sclerotiniaceae. Gene Ontology annotation, biological process: protein import into nucleus.
AUGUCUAAUCCUACAAAGGAUAUCCAAGCCGAAUUGGCUACCAAAGCCGCCGACAUCUUUGUUGAAAGUUUCUACGAAGCUCUAAAUAAGCCCAAUCUUCGCUCAACAAUCACAUCCUUCUACAUCAAGCCUUCCGCUCUGGCACCGGCCGAAGCAUCCAUAACCAUUAAUGGAAACAUCGUACCAACACCCUCCGCCUUCCAAGAGACGUUCGAGAACAAAAUAGGCAAAACUUCAUAUGAAGCGCAAGCAUAUGAUGCUCAUGUCAUAAACCCAAACUACAAUAUAGGCGUUGAGGAAAGUAAGCUUGGGCCGGAUAAGGAUGGGAGGAAAAUUAGUAUUGCCAUUAUGGUUAGCGGAUCAGUGAAAUAUACGUCGAAGAAUGGAGACGAGGGAGAAGAGCGAAGUUUUAUGGAGAAUUUCAUCUUGGUGCCCAAUGUGGAGGCUAGAAAUCCAAAGGCGCCGAAGGGGAUCAAAAAAUGGUUGAUUCAGAGUCAGAUAUUUAGAUUGGUGCUUUGA